Messenger RNA from Symbiodinium sp. CCMP2592, 4902 nucleotides. The record is from the annotation of a GenBank genome assembly. NCBI's taxonomy places the organism in Eukaryota, Dinophyceae, Suessiales, Symbiodiniaceae.
AUGAGCCUCGCUCGACUUCGGGUGCUGCGGCCGGCCUGGCCGAUGCUGCUUCCGCACAAUCGUUGGAGCAAGAUCCUCGCAAAACAGACGCAUCAUCGUCCAGACAAGCCGCAUGGAAAAACUGAAGCGGUCAAGUUGGCAGUACUUCAUCCGAGAGACAUUCCGCACUAUGAUUUGCGAGAUCUUCCCGAGGAGUUUGAAGUUUUGCGACGUGACAAGCACAGCGAGGUCCACAAAUGGAUUGCAGCAAUUACAAAUGCCAUCGGCGACAAGUGCGUCGUGCAUCCGGACAGGUUGAAAGACAAAGAUCACUUUCAAAUCAUAUUCAGCGGGAUGGUCUACUUUCUGCACGCUCCAUCGAAUCAUAAGCAGGAUGGGCAUGAGCUCAGCUCCCAUCAAAAGAGAAGCCUUCUCGAUGCCCUGGCACACAUGGGCGUUUUCGGCCACCAACGGGCGCCGACUGUGCCAGCCGUGGGCUCGAGUGGUAUUCGUGACCCUGAGGCGAUCGCUGACCGCCUUACCUACCUGUUGUCAGCAUCCUCUCCACCAGGUGCUCUCAGGAAGCUCUGCGAGAUUUUUCGCUUGGUCGGAUCACACGAUGUUCGACUAUGUUUGCGCGCACGUGGAUGGCUUCCAAAGUUGCUGUCAGAGACGGCCACUUUCUGGAAGCAGGCCUCGUGUCUGUCAGAGUCGAGCUCUUCGAAAGCGGCGGACUUCUGGCGUGGAGGAAUCUGGUACUCUCUCAGCGCGGAUUGCGGUGCCGCUUGUGACAUUCUGGAGGUGUCCUUGGAAGAAAUUUUAGCCUCAGCCGAAGAUCAUCAUUUCGCUGUGCAACGAGAUGUUCUGAGAUGCCAAGCCAAGCCAGAGACAGCAAGCCCAAAAGGUGGCUUGCUGAAGCGACGCAGAUCCGGCCAGAUGGUCGUGAGGCCGCCGAGCAUGAACAAGAAUGAUGACAACAGCCAGCGACGCCUCAUUGGGAACACUGAUAGCGCAACGCGAGGAAGGGCCGCAAGUGGAACCGCGACCGGCUUGCUGCUCGUACCUCUUACCAGUGCAUGCCGACGCGUCUUGCGGGGCACGAGAUGCACCACGAGAGUGUUGCGUGGUGCUUCCGGCCAUGUGGCAAGCCCCCAUCUUGUCCAUGGCACCUGGUACGACAAAAUUGGCACACCAGAGACACCGGCGACGGAGAGCAUGCCACCAUCUCAGCCAAGCCUGCACUUAUUGCAGGCUCAUCGUGACUCUUUCAAGCACUUUCUGCAAGAUUUGUUUCCCUUCGAGCUGGGGAAAAUGGCUCGAAGAGUGCAGCUCUCCGAAGAUAGCACUGUCUUCAUAUCAAAGCAUGAGGCUGAGCUCAGAGGCAUCGCAGUAGCAGGGAGGAGUCAAACAGCGUCCGAACUUGUGGGAGUGAGGCUUUCCAAUCUGUUGCCAACCACAUUGCACGGCCAACGCUUUGCUUCUCAGAUAUUGGCCGAUCGUGUCUACUUCCUGCAAAACUCCGGAUCUGCAGAUGUGGCUGAGAUGAGGGGUGAAACAUACCUUGCCACAGCCUUCGUCCCCAUGCAAGUAACCGACUGCGAAACAGGUCUUGUGUUCACCGUGCAAGUGAAGAUCGGCAGCUUUCCAAUGCUGACAGAGUAUGCCAACCUUGUCAUUUCAGGAAAUCCCUAUGUGAUUGCACACCGGCUGGAGCGAAGUUCUGGAGCAUACUUCUCCAUUGACACCACGACACAAGGAGAGUCUGUGCACAUGAUUGAGCUUGUCACGGAGGAGUAUUCUCGGAUUCGAUGUAGAUGCAUGCUUGCACCAAAGGAGGAAGACAAACUGUCACUUCAGGUCCUCAUGCCGAAAAGUAAUGUGCCUUUGCCUGCAUGUCUGGUGCUUUUGGCAUUGGGUGUGAAGCCAGAAGAAAUCAAGGGGGCAAGGAAUGCAGCGAGCAUUUGGACAGAAGAGCAUGAUCUUCUAGAGCAUAACCCGGAUCAUGAUGCUUGCUGGUUGGCCGCUGACGAGCUGUGCUUCAUUUUAGGUUUGGACACAGACAACUACUUCGAAGGUGAUCCCGUGGCCGCCUUCAGCUUCAAGACCUCAUGGUCGUUUUCGAGCCGGGUUGGUCCUUUGGGAAGGCGGCGCUUGAACGAGCGACUGGGGCUGGACGUUUCAGAGCAGCACUUGACCCCAAAGGACUUCCUCGCAACAUUCGAUCUUCUGGCGGGCUCGUUCUUGGGCAAGGAUUCGUUGCAAGUUGAUGAUAUCGAUUCUUUGGUCAAUAAGAGGCUGCGCUCGGUUGGCCAGAAGAUGCAGGGCCUUGUGCGCGACUGGCUCUUGCAGUUUGGUCAGGCAGCUGAAUGCCUUCCAAUCAAGAUAGAUGCCGUGCAGGGCACUGGAGCUGUGUGCACUGAGCAGAGAGAAGUUCGCGAACUGGAUAAGUUCUGUGUAGCACAGCUUUGGAAGGAGAACAACAGACAACUCUUCGAAUCCGUCAAUCCUCUUUCGGAGGUCGUGCAAGCUCGUCGGAUCACUCAGGUAAGUGAGCUGGGACUGGACAAGAUCAAGAGAAUACAGGGCAUCCGUCUAAUUCACCCAAGCCACUAUGGGCGCAUCUGCCCUAUUGAAACAGGUGAAGGCAUGAGCGCAGGAAUUGUUAUGGCAAUGGCCUCAAACACUCGCGUUACAUCUGACGGAGAGUUGGAGGCACCCCACCAGGUAGUUUCACAGGGAGUGCAGCACCUGAGUCAACCUUGGAAGUAUUUACUGGCACAGGACCAAUUCAGCCAUCGAGUGGCUCAGUUCGAUGUGGCCCAUGCAGCAGAUGGAACCUUGCUGGCACCGCAGAGACCAGAAAGGGGAGGCGAAAGAGUCUCCGCUACAGCUACACCUGACACCUUGAAAACACCAGAAAGUGUCACAAUGACGCAUCUUGGUCUGUUCGGGUCAUGUUCACCAGCUCAGGUUGAGUAUGUCGCUUGUGGGGCUCCAAUCUCCGUGGCUGUUGGUUUGAUACCUUUCGUCGAGCACGACGAUGCUAACCGAGCCCUGAUGGGGGCGAAGCAUCAGCAGCAAGCAGUGCCAACACUUUGGCCGGAGCGCCCGGUCGUGGGCAGCGGCAUGGAAGCGCAGGUUGCCACAUACAGUGCACGGACGACAUUUGCGGGCAUUGAUGGACAUGUUCUUUACUGCGACGCGGCCAAGGUAGUUACCGUUUCCUGUACUGGUAUUGUUCAGAUCAGGGAGCAGGUCCAGAACAUGCGGCAAAGUCUUCGUGCACAUUAUCUCGACGGGGCGCAACUGAGCCAGUGGAUUCGAUUUGACGAUUUCUGCGAGCUUUGCACACGUCUUCCUUACGCUCAGCUUCAGAAGCUAUACAAUGAUGUAGCUGUUUCCACACCAAACAACGAUCAGAAGAUCCAGCAGAGAUUGCAUGACUGGUCUGUCAGGGCUGGGAUCAAUCCAUCACGAUUCUCCUUCAUGCUUCCAGAGGGUGUUCAGGAGGAAGCGCCUCUUCCAUCUGGCUGGGUGGAAACGGAAUAUUGCAUUCACACUCAGAUGAUGCAUCACCUAAUAACAGACUGUGCUUCCACAAAAAAACAUACUUUGGCCCAUGACACCGUUACUGUCCGUGCGAAUGAGGCAGUUUGCUCAGGGGAUAUCAUUGCUGAAGGACAAGGUAUUGCUGGUGGAGAGCUAGCCCUUGGCAAGAACCUCGUUGUUGCAUACAUGCCUUAUGAGGGCUACAACUAUGAGGAUGCCAUUGUCAUUUCUGAGAGAUGUGUUCGUGAAGAUAUCUUGACCUCCGUUCACAUCGAAGAGCUGACCUUCGAGCUUGACGAAGACCAUGUGCUUAGAAAUCCAGACGGGUCCAGGGACGGGGACUACAGGGACUACGACUACAUGUCCAAUGGCAUGGCCCGUGAGGGUGCAUGGCUAAAAGGCGGGGAUGUGGCGAUUUGCGCGCACGUGAACAACGCGAACAAUGCGGGCGAACUGCCGGACAUAGGCGAACUGCCCGACAUGGGCGAACUGCCGGACACGGGCGAACCGCCGGAGAUGGGUGGGUUGCCGGACACGGGCGAACUGCCGGACACGGGCGAACUGCCGGACAUGGGUGAACCGCCGGACAUGGGCGGGUUGCCGAACACGGGCGAACCGCCAGAGAUGCCGAAGCCAAGAAUGGUUUUGGUUCCAGACGACAUUCAGGGCCGAGUGAUUGAUUCCAGCGUCUGGCACACGGAGACCGUGAAGUUUGGUAAGGUCACGAAGGUGCAGGUUGCAAAGGUGAUGCUCGCCGUUUUCUGUCGGAUACAGGUCGGGGACAAGCUCUCUGGUCGGCAUGGAAACAAGGGAAUUGUAUCAAAAAUAGUGCCGGUUCAGGAUAUGCCUUACUUGCCAGACGGCACUCCUGUGGACGUUUGCUUGAACCCUUUGGGCGUUCCAUCUCGAAUGAACGUCGGGCAGAUUUUUGAGAACAUUCUCGGCAGUGCGGGGAGAUGGAACGGUGAAGAGUACCGAGUUGGAUCUUUCGAUGAGAUGUUUGCAGAGGAAGCUUCACGCGGUUUGGUCUUCGAAGCCAUGCGACGGGCACAACUCGGCUCGGGCAACAAGUGGUUGUUGGAUGCUGCAUCACCGGGCAAGACUCGCAGCAGGGGUGGUGGCCUGCGCCUGGGGGAAAUGGAAGUCUCUGCCCUCAUCGGGCACGGAGCAGGAGCAACCUUGCAGGAGUUAUUGACCGUAAAGUCCGAUGACUUGCAGGGCAGGCAGGAGAUCUUUCAACGUUUAUCCCAAGGGAACGACAUUGUGCUUCCCAAGGGUGCUACUUCGGAGGGGUACCUCGCCUUCAGUCGAGAGCUUGCAGCAAGCGGCCUGGUUCUCUCAGAAGGGGCGUGGUCAGACGACGAGUUGCUAUAG